AUGGCGGCUUUCCUUUUUUUCUUCUUCCCCAUGCAGCAGGUGGAGUCGGACGAGAGCACGCAGCGUGCGGAGCGCGCGCGGCGCGCAGAGCUGGUGAAGGGCUGCAACACAGUUCUGGCUGAGCUGGCAGGCCUGGACUUCCCGCGCGCAGAGGUGCAGCGGUACGUGUCGCGCGCGGUCAAACCGCCGGUCAAAUACCAGGGCUUCCCCGUGGAGCGCGCGGCGGCGGCGCUGCAGGCGCUGCUGGCGCCGGCCAGCGAGGACGGCAGCGAGCGGACGCAGGACACAGAGGCACUGGUGGUGCUCAAUGCCAUGCUGUCUGAUGUGUGGCGCUGGCGGCGUCGAGGCGGCUUUGGCUCCAGCGACGAGGACUCGCUGCCGCACGUCCAGGCGCUGCAAGCGCUGCAAGGCCUGGACCGCACCGGCGAUUGGGUGCAGAAGAGUCAGCAGGACGGCGAGCGCGUGACCAGCAGCCUGCUGGACAACCUGCCCAUCUCUGACGCCGAGAAGUCGGAGAUGUCGGGAGCUGUGCAGCAGUGA
This is a messenger RNA of Monoraphidium neglectum, 540 nucleotides long. RefSeq lists its product as hypothetical. The record is from RefSeq and is a predicted model, not a curated record. The coding region runs from base 1 to 540 and encodes 179 amino acids. Lineage: Eukaryota; Viridiplantae; Chlorophyta; Chlorophyceae; Sphaeropleales; Selenastraceae. The transcript has 4 exons.